AUGACCGCCGACGCGACCGCGACCGCGGCGAGGAGGACGACCGUCGAGGCCGCUACCGCUCUGCGCCUCGUGGGUCUAAGGAUCAAGACAGCUAAGGAGCUUGUGGAACAAUGCGAUCAAGUCGACAUCGACUUCGACGACCUUAAAGCUAACCACCCUCGCGGCGCUAAAGCUGCAUCCGCUGCCGCACUCGACGUCGAUAAGAGCAAUAAAGAGCGAGGUUUAAAGCGAGGCGGCGGCUCUCGCUCGUCUACCUCGGCGACUACUGCCGCUUCCUCCGCGACUAACCCGAGGAGGCAUGUGCUGGCAGAUAAGUAUCUUAACCUUCCGCGCCUGACAGACGCCGACCGAAAGCGUUUUUAA
Messenger RNA from Zymoseptoria tritici IPO323, 363 nucleotides. RefSeq lists its product as uncharacterized. The coding region runs from base 1 to 363 and encodes 120 amino acids. The transcript has 2 exons. The record is from RefSeq and is a predicted model, not a curated record. Lineage: Eukaryota; Fungi; Ascomycota; Dothideomycetes; Mycosphaerellales; Mycosphaerellaceae.